Molecule: messenger RNA, 3720 nt
Organism: Gymnogyps californianus (California condor)
Lineage: Eukaryota; Metazoa; Chordata; Aves; Accipitriformes; Cathartidae
Gene: ITGA7
Product: integrin subunit alpha 7
Biological process (GO): cell-cell adhesion; cell adhesion mediated by integrin; integrin-mediated signaling pathway
Cellular component (GO): external side of plasma membrane; integrin complex
Molecular function (GO): integrin binding
Source: RefSeq, a predicted model, not a curated record
AUGGCGGGGGCUCGGGGGCUCUGGCUGCCCUGGCUCUGCCUGCGGCUGCUGGCGAGCGCAGCCUUCAACCUGGACGCCACCAGCACCCUGCUGAAGGACGGGGACAAGGGCAGCCUCUUCGGCUUCGCCGUGGCUCUGCACCGGCAGCUCAGCCCCGAGCCGGCCGGCUGGCUGCUGGUGGGGGCCCCCCAGGCGCCGGCGCUGCCCAGCCAAGGUGCCAACCGGACCGGGGGGCUCUUCGCCUGCCCGCUGACCCCCGAGCUCUCCGACUGCUGGCGGGUGCCCAUCGACGAGGGAGUGGACCUGCAGCGGGAGAGCAAGGAGAACCAGUGGCUGGGGGUGAGCGUGAAGAGCCAAGGUGCCGGCGGCAAGAUCGUGACGUGCGCCCACCUGUACGAGGCGCGGCACCGGGUGCGACAGCCCCUGGAGACGCGGGAUGUGAUCGGGCGCUGCUUCGUGCUGAGCCAGGACCUGCGGGUGCGGGACGAGCUGGACGGGGGCGAGUGGAAGUUCUGCGAGGGGCGGCCGCAGGGCCACGACCGCUUCGGCUCCUGCCAGCAGGGCCUGGCCGCGGCCUUCAGCCCCGACCACCAUUACAUCCUCUUCGGGGCCCCCGGCACCUACAACUGGAAAGGGAACCUGCGCGUGGAGCUGCUUAACCAGAGCUCCCUCGACCUCCUGCGCUACGACGACGGGCCCUACGAAGCCGGGGGCGAGAAGGACCAGGACCCCUCGCUCAUCCCCGUGCCCGCCAACAGCUACUUCGGGCUGCUCUUUGUGACAAACAUUGAUAGCUCAGACCCCGACCAGCUGGUCUACAAAACCCCCGAGCCCAGCGAGAAGGUGCCCGGCGCGGCCGGCGACGUGGCCCAGAAUAGCUACUUGGGCUUCUCGGUGGACUCGGGCGCGGGGCUGACGCGGAGGCGGGAGCUGAGCUUCGUCACCGGAGCCCCCCGCGCCAACCACACCGGGGCCGUGGUCAUCCUGCGCCGCGACAGCGCCAACCGCCUGGUGCCCGAGGCCGUGCUGCCCGGCCAGCAGCUCACCUCUGCCUUCGGCUACGCCGUCGCCGUGCUCGACCUCAACAGCGAUGGCUGGAUGGACCUGGUGGUGGGGGCCCCCCACUUUUUUGAGCGCAAGGAGGAGAUCGGGGGGGCCGCCUACGUCUACAUCAACCCGGCGGGGCGCUGGGACUCCGCCACCCCCCUCCGCCUCAAUGGCACCCGCGGCUCCAUGUUCGGCAUCGCCCUCAGCGCCGCCGGGGACCUCAACCAGGAUGGCUUUGAGGACCUGGCCGUGGGAGCCCCCUUUGACGGCGCCGGCAAAGUCUACAUCUACCACGGCAGCAACCUGGGCAUCGUGGCAAAGCCGGCGCAGGUCCUGGACGGGGAGGGCGUGGGAGUGACGGCCUUUGGGUAUUCCCUCUCGGGGGGGCUGGACGUGGACGGGAACCUCUACCCCGACCUGCUCGUCGGCUCCCUCUCCGACACCGUCGUGCUGUACAGGGCUCGGCCGGUUGUCCACGUCUCCAGGAACGUCUCCCUGCUCCCCAACAUCGACCUGGAGCAGAGCAACUGCCAGCACCAGGAGGGCGUCUGCGUGGAUGUCCGAGCCUGCUUCAGCUACAUGGCCAGUACUGCCAGCUACAGCCCCCGCCUCGUGCUGGAGUACGUGUUCGAUGCCGACACGGACCGCCGGCGGCGGGGCCAGGCCCCCCGCGUCUCCUUCCUCGGCCGCCGUCCCUCGGACCCCGAGCACCAGUUCUCUGACACGGUGGAGCUGCCCCGGCAGCACGCCCGCGCCUGCGUCAAAGCCACCUUCCAGCUCCACGACAGCAUCCGUGACAAGCUGCGCCCCAUCACCGUCACCCUCGCCUACGGCAUCCAGGGAGCCGGGGCCACACGGCAGAGCCGGGGGGCUGCGCGGCAGAGCCGGGGGGCCACCUUGCCACCCCUGUUGCCCGUGCUCAGCCCCCAGCAGCCCAGCAGCCACCGCACCGAGGUGCAUUUCCUGAAGCAGGGCUGCGGGGACGACAAGAUCUGCCAGAGCAACCUCCAGCUCCGCUUCCAGUUCUGCGCCCGCCUGGGGGACGCCGAUUUUCUGCCCCUGCCCCGGGGCGCAGAUGGCACCGCCGUCUUCGCCAUGAGCGACCAGAAGGACGUGGCCCUGGAGAUCCACGUCACCAACCUGCCCUCGGACCCGGCGGAGCCGCAGCGGGACGGGGACGAUGCCCACGAGGCCCUGCUCACUGCCACCUUCCCCCCGGAGCUGCCCUACUCUGCCCUGCGCCCCUACGACGGCCGGGCGUCCUCGGACAAGCCGGUGGUGUGCCUCGCCAACCAGAACGGCUCGCAGGUGGAGUGCGAGCUGGGGAACCCCAUGAAACGCGGAGCCCAGGUACGGUUCUUCCUCAUCCUCAGCACCCUGGGCAUCACCAUCCAGACCACGGACCUGGCGGUGGAGCUGGCCCUGUCCACGAUCAGUGAACAGCCGGGGCUGGAGCCGGUGGUGGCUCGCGCCCGCGUGGUCAUCGAGCUGCCGCUCUCCGUGACGGGCGUGGCCGUGCCGCCCCGGCUCUUUUUCGGCGGGGUGGUGCGGGGGGAGAGCGCCAUGCGGCGGGAGAGCCAGGUGGGCAGCGCCGUGCGCUUCGAGGUCACGGUCUCCAACCGGGGCCAGUCGCUGAAGACGCUGGGCUCGGCCUUCCUCACCCUCCUCUGGCCCCACGAGAUCAGCAACGGGAAAUGGCUGCUCUACCCCCUGCACCUGGAGCUGGCGGCUCCCCCGGGGCAGCGGGCGGCCUGCAGCCCCCCCGCCAACCCGCUGCGCCUCGCCCUGGAGCCACAGGGGGAAGCUGACCCUGCCGAGGCGCCCACCCCGGGGUCCUGGUGGGUGCCGGCACCCGCGGAGAGGAGGAGGAACGUCACGCUGGACUGUGCCCAGGGCACCGCGCACUGCCUGGCCUUCCGCUGCCCGCUGCACAGCUUCGAGCGCGCCGCCGUGCUGACGGCCCGCGGGCGCCUCUGGAACAGCACCUUCCUGGAGGAGUACCUGGCCGUCACCUCGGUGGAGCUGAUCGUGCGCGCCAGCGUCUCGGUGACCUCCUCCAUCAAGAACCUGGUGCUGAAGGACGCCUCCACGCAGAUCCCCGUCUCCAUCUACCUGGACCCCGGGGCGGCGGUGGCCGGCGGCGUGCCCUGGUGGGUCAUCCUGCUGGCCGUGCUGGCCGGCAUCCUCGUCCUGGCCCUGCUCGUCUUCAUCCUCUGGAAGCUGGGCUUCUUCCGCCGGGCGCGCUACGCGCCGCCGGCCGUGCCGCAGUACCAUGCCGUGAAGAUCCCGCGGGAGGAGCGGCAGCAGUUCCGCGAGGAGAAGACGGGCACCAUCCAGAGGAAGGAGUGGGCCGCCAACUUGAGCGAGGCCAGCGACGGCCAUGUCGCCCCCAGCUCGGCGUAGACCCCCCCAGGCCCUGGGGACGGCAUGGGGACAGUGGCACGCGCACGGGACGCUAGACCACGGGACCGUCCUCCCUGGCCCUGGGGAAGGACCCUCUGGCACCGCGUGUGGGGAGGCACACGUGUGUGCCGGCACACGCCUGCCUUAGCCGGGCGCACACGGGACUGCUGGCACUGGGAUGGGGCCCGUUUGCCCCACGGGAAGGGCUCAGCCCCACGGGGUCAGCUCGGCCCCACAGCGAUGCUCGACCCAAUAAAAGGAGCAGCCCGU